Arabidopsis thaliana (thale cress) is the source of this 1911-nucleotide messenger RNA. It is a transcript of the gene BPM6, whose product is annotated as BTB-POZ and MATH domain 6. Gene Ontology annotation, biological process: protein ubiquitination; cellular response to salt stress. The record is from RefSeq and is marked reviewed. The transcript has 3 exons. Bases 191 to 1282 code for a protein of 363 amino acids. NCBI's taxonomy places the organism in Eukaryota, Viridiplantae, Streptophyta, Magnoliopsida, Brassicales, Brassicaceae. Gene Ontology annotation, cellular component: nucleus; cytoplasm.
AUUUUAGACUCGCAACCAAACAAUCUCUCUACUUAUUGGGGUUUUCCUUAAGACAAUGACAAUUAUACCCUCUUCAUCAAUCAUCAUCAAUUUUCGUCUUCCCGUUUCUUCUUUGUUUGAAUUUCCCCCAAAUUGGGAAUCCAAAACCCUAGAAAUCUCCAUGAGAGAAUUCUUCUCCAUCUGAAUCCAAAUGUCAAAGCUAAUGACCAGAACCAGCGGAUCAUCAAGCCCCAACACGAUUCCAGACCAAAUCGAAUCACCAACAAGCUCAAGAUCGGUGACGCAGACGACAAACGGAUCGCACCAAUUCGUGAUACAAGGAUACAGUUUAGCUAAAGGAAUUGGUGUAGGGAAACACAUAGCAAGUGAUAAUUUCUCCGUAGGAGGUUAUCAAUGGACUAUCUUCGUCUACCCUGACGGUAAAAAUCCAGAGGAUAACUCUUCUUACGUCUCUGUGUUCAUCGUUUUGGCUAGUGAAUGUACUGAAGUUAGAGCGCUUUUUGAGCUUUCUCUUGUUGAUCAAAGUGGUAAAGGGAAGCAUAAGGUUCAUAGCCAUUUUAAUCGUUCACUUGAUGGUGGUCCUUAUACGCUUAAGUACAGAGGAAGUAUGUGGGGAUACAAGCGUUUCUUCAGACGGUCCUUGCUUGAGACAUCUGACUAUCUUAAAGACGAUUGCUUGAAAAUUAAUUGUACAGUUGGAGUUGUCGUUUCAGAAAUGCAUUGCCCACGGUUACUCUCGAUUCAUGUCCCAGACUCAGAACUUGGAUCACAUUUUGGAAAGUUGCUGGAUACUUUACAAGGCUCGGAUGUCACAUUUGACGUUGCCGGUGAGAAGUUUCAAGCUCAUAAAUUGGUUUUGGCUGCACGAUCUCAGUUUUUCAGAUCAAUGUUUUACAAUACUCUAGCAGAGAACAACAGCGACGUAGUGAUCAGCGAUUUGGAACCUAAGGUUUUCAAGGCCUUGUUACACUUCAUGUAUAAAGAUUCCCUCCCAGGAGAUGUGGAACCAUUAACGGCUCAUUCAUUUGACCUAUUAAGGCCGUCCGAAAUAGAUGAUACACUGAUUGUAAAGCUUCUGGCAGCUGCGGAAAUGUACAAUCUGAGUAGGCUCAGAUUAUUGUGUGAAUCUCACAUCUGCAAAGGCAUAUCUAUCAGCUCCGUGUCCAAGAUCUUAGCUUUAUCCGACAAAUAUAAUGCAUCCGAACUAAAAAGCGUUUCCUUAAAAUUCACUGCAGAAAACCUAGCAGGUACGAUCAAGAUCCAGUUUAUGAGAUCACGUUGAUAGAUAAUCUUCUUCAAGUUUGAUUUUUUUACUGUCUUGGAAAUUAUAGCUGUUCUGCAGACAAAAGCAUAUGAAGAUCUGAAGGAUGACUGUCCAAACCUCCAGUCUGAGCUACUAAAGGCGGUCGCUGGUUAUGACGACACAAGUAGCAGCGGAGGAGGAAAGUCUCAGAGUGUUUGGGCUCAACUCUCUAACGGUGGUGAGACCAGUAGCCGAAGGGUCAGGCAGCGAACCACUUAGAAGUGCUUCUUCACAUGUUGUUAACAAACUACUUUUGCUUACCACUCGUAAACAGAUUAACCGGUUUAUCUAGUAUGUACCGAAUGAAAGGGAAGCGGAGCCAGAAAUCUUGUACCACAAGAGAAGAGCUAUGCGGCUGUGCACUAGUGAUUAACCGGUGCUUAACCGGUGCUUCACCUUUCAGUUCCUUCACGUCUCUGUGGAUUUUUGUUGUUGAGUCUUUUUUUCAAAUUCUUUUCCCAGCUUCAAAUUACUAGAAACUUAUGAUGAUAUAAUAGAAAGAGUUAACUAUAUUCCUGUAUGGAAGUUAUAAUCUUGCAACUUGUAACACAGAAUCCUAGGUUACAUUUUUAGAAUGCCUUUACAUGAUACAUUAAUGAUAUUUUUUU